Vigna radiata var. radiata (mung bean) is the source of this 1265-nucleotide messenger RNA. RefSeq lists its product as uncharacterized. The record is from RefSeq and is a predicted model, not a curated record. The transcript has 7 exons. The coding region runs from base 57 to 857 and encodes 266 amino acids. NCBI's taxonomy places the organism in Eukaryota, Viridiplantae, Streptophyta, Magnoliopsida, Fabales, Fabaceae.
UGUUCUCCGUGCAAGACUAUAUGGUCUACUGCUGAUAGAAGAAAGAAAGAAAGAAAAUGAAGAGCCAAACGCAGUUUCCAAAGUUGGUCACUCUGUUCAGAUUCGGCGUUCCCAUUUCUUCUUCUCCUUCUUCAAUAUCUCGCAUCAAUCACAUUGCUCUGACUACUACAAUCAAUUACCGGAAAUUGAAAUUCGAUUCGCUGAGAACUCUACUGAAAGCUAACAACUUCUCACUCUCCCUCUCUCCACGCGCUUUAGUUGCUCUUUUCCCUCCUAAUGUUGUUGUUAAUUAUCUAUGCAAUUUCCGCGUUUAUGGCAGUUACAUUUGCAGUGGAACCCUUUUAGGUGUUUCGAUGAUAUCUAUACCAGUUAUAGCUCAUGCCAUGGAUGCUGGGGAUGCAUUGGUGAAUGAUCAUGAAUUACAGGACCUUGCAGAGGAGGAAGAAAAUGGGCAAUAUUUGUGGAGAUUAGCUAGAAAAUUUUGGCUUCCUAUUUUUUUCUUUAUCACGGUGUUGACAAACUUGGAUGACUCAAUCACAAUAUUUUGCAUUAAAGUUACUUUAUUCCUCCUCAGCACAAAACCCAACCCUUUCUCUGUCUAUGUAUUGGUUGAACAGCUGUGUCAAAAGUGUAUGAGCCAAGAAGGUCGAUUUCUUAAAUUAAAGUCACUGUAUGCCAGCAAAGUUGAAGUGCAGGACUAUAAACUUCUUUGCUUGGCUGCUGUUGAAGUAAGAGAUCAAAAGUUCACUUUAGUUGGAGUUCUGGGUAGCUGGUGGACUUUGCCACAUUUACAAUUUUGGGAAGCAUUCUCUCUUGUCAGAAACAAAAUUGGAAGUAUCUUGAUGAGAACAACUUAACCAGGGAGUUGUUUUUCCCUUCUGGAGCUUCAACAAAACCAUUGAAGAAGAAAAUGGGAGACAGGAAGAAUAGAUGAAUGAUGAAAUAGACUGUUACUUGCAGUUAAGGUAGCCUGUCAAAUACGAACUGUCUAUGCUAAAAAGUCAUGUUGCUUAAUGAGUUUCACAUGCAAAUUUUCUUUCCUUGUUCUUGGUUCUUUUUUUUGGUGUACAAUGACGAGAUUGAAGAUAGAAUCUAAUGUUUCAUACAUUGUACUCAAAUCUUGCACAACUAGUGAGUUUCAAAAGUCAUGUUUGUAAGAUAUGGACAUGUCAAGUUUUGUCAGACUCAACCCCUAUGCUUCCUCGGUCACUCUUUAAUAUUUGAAGUAAUUUGAAGUUUUAGUUGUUUGAAAUUUUGUCAUUUUA